Molecule: messenger RNA, 977 nt
Organism: Ictalurus punctatus (channel catfish)
Lineage: Eukaryota; Metazoa; Chordata; Actinopteri; Siluriformes; Ictaluridae
Product: synapse differentiation-inducing gene protein 1
Exons: 2
Coding region: 91-564 (157 amino acids)
Cellular component (GO): membrane
Source: RefSeq, a predicted model, not a curated record
GAUCAAGAGCGGCAUUACAGUAGUGUGGUGAGAGAACAGUCAGCCACUCGACCACGGGUGUGAGAAUCCUCAGAGCAAGCAGAAUUAAUAAUGGAUCCCAUCUACUCAAAUGAGAAAUCGGAGAAGUCUGAUAAUCCUCCAACGUACCAGGCCAAUAUGGGGCAAGGGGUCGCCCCUCAGGGGGUUUACCCUCCAGUCCAGGGGUACGGUGCUACACCUUAUGGAGCUCAGCCGUACCCGGGCCAGGGCGGCGUCACCGUCCAGCCCACCAUGUUCGUGACCCCGGCGAUUCAGGUUAACCCCGUCCCUGAUUACCUGGCUUACUCCAUCUUCACCAUGGUGUGCUGCUGCUUACCCCUGGGCAUCGCAGCUCUCAUCUACUCCAUCAACACUCGAGACGCCAACCUGACCGGCAACAGGGAUAUGGCGUUGAGACACUCCCGCACGUCACGGCUCCUGAACAACAUCGCCCUGGGGCUCGGGAUCGUCUCCAUAAUCAUCGUGAUCAUCAUCGUCGCCGUCUCGGCUUCGACAGCUGCUGCGAGCAUACACCACUUUAACUGAUCCACGAGAGAGCUUUACCAAGGCAUCGUCAUUCAUUAAAAGAUUAUUAUUCUUUUACAUUGCGUAUCGAUUUAUUUUAUAUGAUUGGCUUUAUUUUAAAUAAUACUGAGCAUCUAGAUAUGAUCUGCAGCAGAGAUGUAUGUGUACACAUAAAGAGUUCAGUGCACCUUUAUACUGCAAGCGUGCGAACCUAAAUUCUGUUCCUAUUCCUGUAUUUGAAUGUAUAAGUCAACAUUUAACAUUAUAUAUAUAUAUAUAUAUAUAUAUAUAUAUAUAUAUAUAUAUAUAUAUAUAUAUAAAAUAACAUUAUUCAAUUAUUAUUAAAUAAUGAAUAAUUAUACAGCAACACUUCUUUGUUAUACGCUUCCAGUCUGAGUUACUAAAUAAAUUACCAACUUGGUGUGUAUUCUUUA